Anopheles cruzii is the source of this 4318-nucleotide messenger RNA. It is a transcript of the gene Galphai, whose product is annotated as G protein alpha i subunit. Gene Ontology annotation, cellular component: heterotrimeric G-protein complex. Gene Ontology annotation, biological process: adenylate cyclase-modulating G protein-coupled receptor signaling pathway. The record is from RefSeq and is a predicted model, not a curated record. Bases 292 to 1353 code for a protein of 353 amino acids. Gene Ontology annotation, molecular function: G-protein beta/gamma-subunit complex binding; GTPase activity; G protein-coupled receptor binding. NCBI's taxonomy places the organism in Eukaryota, Metazoa, Arthropoda, Insecta, Diptera, Culicidae. The transcript is spliced from 5 exons.
CGAAGAAGAAGCGGAAGAAAAGAAGCACAAUAGUGGAAGAAUCGAGAAAGGAAAAAAUCGAAUCAAACCCAGAGCCCACUGCGAUCGGAACGGAAAGAGGAGAAAGAGCGUCGUCGUCUUGCACAGAGCACCGAGUGAGAAGAAGAUCGCUCCCGUAGCCCGCGUGUGGCCGCCUUUGUGCGUGUGUGUUAUCAGCAGUGCCGACGGGCGGCGCGCGGUGGCACUUCCCCAGCGGGUGUAGGUGCAACGGUAGUACACCCCGACGGAGACCGGUGAAGAAAUCCGAUCGAAAUGGGUUGUGCAGUGAGCAGAGAUAAGGAAGCCAUCGAGCGGUCCAAAAACAUUGACCGUGCGCUGCGGGCCGAUGGCGAACGUGCGGCCAGCGAGGUGAAGCUGCUGCUGUUAGGAGCGGGCGAAUCGGGCAAAUCGACGAUUGUUAAACAGAUGAAGAUCAUCCACGAAACGGGCUACUCACAGGAAGAGUGCGAACAGUACCGGCCGGUCGUGUACAGCAACACCAUUCAAAGCCUGAUGGCGAUCAUCCGGGCGAUGGGCCAGCUGCGGAUCGACUUUGCGGACCCGAGCAAAACGGAUAUCGCGCGCCAGUUCUUCACAUAUGCGUCCGCCACCGAGGAGGGCGAGUUGACGCCCGAACUGGUGGCGCUGAUGAAGAAGCUCUGGACCGACCCCGGUGUCCAGCUGUGCUUUUCGCGAUCGCGCGAAUAUCAACUCAACGAUUCGGCCGCCUACUAUCUCAACUCGCUCGAUCGCAUUUCGCAGCCGAACUACAUCCCAACGCAGCAGGAUGUGCUGCGGACGCGCGUCAAGACGACGGGCAUCGUCGAAACACACUUUAGCUUUAAGUCCAUACAUUUCAAGAUGUUUGACGUCGGCGGUCAACGAUCGGAGCGUAAGAAAUGGAUCCACUGCUUCGAGGGUGUAACGGCCAUCAUUUUCUGCGUUGCGUUGUCAGGAUACGACUUGGUGCUGGCCGAAGACGAAGAAAUGAAUCGGAUGAUCGAAUCGAUGAAACUGUUCGAUUCGAUAUGCAACUCAAAGUGGUUCGUUGAAACGUCCAUCAUCCUGUUUCUGAACAAGAAGGAUCUUUUUGAGGAGAAGAUUGUUCGAUCCCCGCUGACGAUCUGCUUCCCGGAGUACACGGGCUCCAACACGUAUGAGGAAGCAUCCAGCUACAUUCGGAUGAAGUUUGAGAACCUCAAUAGACGAAAAGAUCAGAAAGAGAUCUACACCCACCUAACGUGCGCCACCGAUACCAGCAACAUACAGUUCGUGUUCGAUGCCGUGUCGGAUGUGAUCAUUAAGAAUAAUCUUAAGGAUUGUGGGCUUUUCUAAGGAGGACGCUGUGGACGGUGAACUGUUGUUCGGCUACAUUCAAGAGACGGACAAAAUAUUAAGAAAAUAUUACCUACUUAUUUCUAGCUCGAUAAUUAUGAUUAGUGUAACGGCGAAGUUGCUUUUGUUUCCGUGCUACCAUAGCGUUGUCGGAUGAUAACUACAUGCACAAACGUAACGCUAACUUGCUUUUCUUGCUUCCUCGUGGUGAGGUUGGCGCCAAAGCAAGAUCCAUUGAUCGUGAACCUCUGUGGAAUUCAAACGUAAAGUGGCACAGUGCCACGAGAGUGAAUGCCUCCCCAGGGUGUGGUAGUAGUGCCUAAGUUAGCGUUUAACGGCUGUCACUGAAUAUUCAGCGAAAAUAAUUUAAAUCAGUUAUUUUUUGUCUACCUGCAAAGCGCCAACGUAGGCUUCUUCAAGGAAAGCUUUGGAACUUUUAUCGCUCCCGUUGACAUGUCAUGUAUGGACAAGAAAGAAAGCUAACCACUGUUCGUCCUAGAAGCAUCCUUGAUGUGCUUCACUGAUUAGCGGGUAGUUUAGGUAAAUGAACAUUGAAAUAUUGAUAAGCGUACAUUUCGAUUGUUAGUAGGAGAUAGGUGUCUGUGCUUACCCAACUUGUUACGAUGACACUGAAGAAGGUAUCGCUGAAAGCAUCAAGCUGACAGCCUAUCUUCUUCAACCUCUUCUGUUACGAGCUUGCGAGUGCGAAAUAGGAUAAUUAAAACAAAUAAAUCACAACAUAAAAAUGUUAACCAACCAUCAGCGGGAUGUGUAUAGGAAAAGCUUAAAGCAUAGUUCCGUCACAGUUGCUCAAGAAACUGUCCGACGAACCAAUGCUACGAUGAAUUCGAUUCGAUUGAUUGAAUUAGACAAAAUCAACAGGAAGAUGCACACAAAGCUAAGCGGAAAAAAUAGAAACUUUUGACUACUACUUUUAAGAGACUGUGUGAAUUCAAUCUUAAAGGCUGCUUUUAAACAAAAUAUCGAUUUUAUCCAGGUGCAGUUGGAAUUAUGAGCGAAUGUUCGCACAAAGCAAAUGCUUAAAGUGGCUUUACAAUUUUACCUUCUUUUUUCAGUGUUUUAAAAUUAAUAUCCUUCAUGCGACUUAGUACGCAAAACUGUUUGGAGCAUCUCUGUUUUGUUCCUCCACAUCACAGAUCUAUUUAUUCAUUUGUUGUCUUUUAAACUCCCUUCGCAUUCCACGUAAAAUCUACGACAAAUGUGACAAAUCUAUGCUGUGUUUUCGAAUCGCAUUUACGUUACUGGUCAUAUUUAGAAAGCUUAGGGUUGACUCUUAUUCGCAUGGAUUUUAAAAUUAAUCACACUCUCAACGUUUGCUCGUUAGUUAUAUAUGCUGUUUUCACUAUGAAACACGAUACUUUUACUGUAAAUUGUUAUUGAUCUUUUUGUCAACUGCCUCAAAAUGAUUUGGAGUGCAAAGUUUUAAUUUGUAUCAAUCGACCAGAAAACUAUGAAAUGUUGCUUUUUCUACGUCCGUAAAUUGAGUUUUAUGAACAAAAGAACGUGAUGCGUAAAGCUAAACAAAGUAAAACUGGCAAUGGUUUACGGAUUAGUGUAACGGAAUGAGUAGACAAUUACAGCCAAUACAGACCUGCAAUCAACGAGAGGAGCCAAGAGGACCCCGCAAGGGUGUCUACUUCUGUGUCGAAAAGAAGAGCAAAAAGGAUCAUUCCUUACAACAGGACGCACUAGGGACGCACAAGUGAAACUUGCGGCAGAAGGUGAUGCAGCAAGAUGAUAGAAAAAUUUAUUUUAUACUCCAUCAUACAUAUAUAUAUUAUAUAUUUUUGUAUAAAAUGGAAACCUGAGAGAGAGAAAACGACGAAAAAGAUAAAAGAUAGGGACUGGAAACUAGGGGCAACCCCUUGAACGAAACAAAACCAUUUUUGCAAUCAAAGGUAGACAAGAUUGAAUUAAUAGCAGAAUAAUUUCAACAUACAUUUCAACCACUAUACUCCUCUGCUGGACACAAACCGAAUCGCGUGCUGCCACGUGCUGCUUCGAUGCAAUGUCUAGAGUUUAAAACGGGUUGCUAAUACCGUAUAUCAAUUAGUCUCUCGGCGGCUUUGGUUUUGGUUCGCUUUAUGAACCUUUCUUGCCGAUGAUUCCAAGUCCAAAACAUAUAUCUCAGCAAACAGGAGCUAAAGGUUAUCGUUCAAAGUAUCACUCACCUCUUGUGACAGUUUUUAUACGAACAUUUUGCUGGAACAAACAACCAUAACGCCGGCCAUGGGUUCGAUAAGUGGAAAAUUGAUCGAAACGGUGAACGAAGUUAAUGGAUUUUGCUGAAUAGCUAAAGCGUUGUUGAUGUGUAUGUUAGAUAUAUAGGAAUAUAUGUAUAAAAAUCUAUAUAUAUAUAUCUACAAUUUAUCUGUGUAUGCAUGUGUGUUAACUAAAACAUAAUAUUGCCAACACAUACACAAACACACAUACAUGUACACAUGAUGCACCGAGAGAACACAGUACACAGUCAAACUAACAUCGAAUGUAAAACCACGUCGCUUUUUGUGGUCGUCACUGUUGAAACGAAGUUGAGUUGUGAGUUGAUGAGACGGUGUCCUUUUUAAUCACUCUCCCCGGAACGGGGACGACUUUCUGAUAACGUAGCCUAUUUACAAAUUUGGUUUUAUGGGAACCCUUUUUACGGUGGUAAAUCUAUCUGGCGCGAGCAUGUUGAUGCGUUUUUGAUGGAUACACAGUGUGAUGGGUCGCGACAAAAAAACAGAAGAAGAAGAACCUUCACAGCCGGUCGAUUAAAGCAGCCCACCAACAACGCCACACAGCGCACAAAAAGCGAACGCAUAUCUUUCGAACCCCCGAACCAUGUUUUAUGAAUUAUCCAGGUAGCCCGAGAACCGAUUGAGGACGCGAGAUAAGUUAAUGGAGAAAGGUAGAGAGAAAGAGAGCAAACAACGCUGUCAUGAUUUGAUAUAAUAUACAUUGA